AUGGCUUCUAUAAACUUUGAAACAGGAAAAUGUAUUAUCUGCCAAGAUGAUUUUAAAGACAGUAACAGCAAUGUUGUCAAGCCAACUGUGGGACAAGCAAGAGGUGUUGCAACCUUGCUUAGAAUAAGCAAAAUGAAAGAUGAUGAAGUUUAUCAACGUAUGAAAGUAGCCAAACUUGAAAACGCACCUAUUCUAUAUCACAUGAACAAUGCUUGCUACAGAGUAUACACCCAAAAACGGCAUACUGAAGAAACCAUUGAAGGAAUGGUUGGAAACACACCUCAUUCCUCAACAGCACAACCCAAACAAAUGAAAUGUUCCCUUCCACAAAGGAAUGAAGAAACUGAAACUGAAACUGAAAAAACCAUUGAAGGAAUGGUUGGAAACACACCUCAUUCCUCAACAGAACAACCCAAACAAAUGAAAUGUUCCCUUCCACAAAGGAAUGAAGAAACUGAAACUGAUACUGAAAAAACCAUUGAAGGAAUGGUUGGAAACACACCUCAUUCCUCAACAGAACAACCCAAACAAAUGAAAUGUUCCCUUCCACAAAGGAAUGAAGAAAAUGAAGAAACUGAAACUGAUACUGAAGAAACCAUUGAAGGAAUGGUUGGAAAUAGACCUCAUUCGUCAACAGCACAACCCAAACAAAUGAAAUGUUCCCUACCACAAAGGCCCUCUGUUGAAGCUGUUGAUGUACCUAAAUACCAGAAUGUUUGUAUAUACAUGUAUUGUAAUCAGGUCACAAAAAACAAAACAUAUGAAAAAUCCCGAAUUUCUGAAGAGAAGAAAGCUACCGAGUUUCUUGUACAAACCCAACACUUACAGGAUGAAGUGUAUACCAGCACCUGUCACCUCACUGAUGUGAAAGGAGUGAUUGAAGCUGAUCUCUUAUACCAUAACUAUUGUUACAAACAAUACAGCCAUAAAUACCAGAAAAGUACUGAUUCAAAUUCUAUUCAUGAUAAAUCAAAUAUGUAUGAUGUAUUUAAUGAUGUCAUUAAUGAAAUUCAACAAGACUUGAAUACAGGAAAAGCCUUCUCUGUAUCAGAGAUUUGCAAAGAGAUCGGUGACCGCCUUCGACGUAGCCCUGUUCAAGGGCAACUUGUCACCAAAUAUUUGCGUAAGCGAUUUGGUGAAGAUGUCACAUUUAUAAAGCACAGCAAGAGGCAGUCUCAGGAUUUUCUUCUGGCAAGCAAGAUAGAUGCUGUAAAAUUGGUAAUUAAUCAUUUAUAAUUUAAAAGUACUUAUUCAGUGUGUCAAAUAAGUCCCGUCCCCCCCCCCCCCCCUCUACAGCCAAGACCUUAAUAGAUGGUACCUAGUGUGAUAUACCAUUGGAAAGAUCAUCCAAAGUUACGUUAACUCACCAACUCUCAAGUAUUUUGGAUGAAAUUUAUCUAUAUUUUGAUAGUAUCCUUUAUAGUUA
Molecule: messenger RNA, 1426 nt
Organism: Owenia fusiformis
Lineage: Eukaryota; Metazoa; Annelida; Polychaeta; Sabellida; Oweniidae
Source: the annotation of a GenBank genome assembly